GGCGGGGCUUCAAGGUGAGCCGCGCCCUCUCUCUGGAAGCUCGCUUCUGUAGGGUUGCCUUGUUGAAUGAGAAGGGAAGGCGAGGGAGGACAGCCAAUCAACCGUCUCGUAGGAAGCGAGAGGUGGGACUCAAGGGAAAGAUUGGCGUGAGGCCAACCAAUGACGUGAAGCCGCGGUUGCUGCUCCACGUCGGCAUCGGGGCGACCAAGAUGGAGGCGCUGAUCCUGGAGCCAUCUCUCUACACAGUGAAAGCCAUUCUUAUCUUGGACAAUGAUGGAGACCGUCUCUUUGCCAAGUACUAUGAUGAUACUUAUCCUACUGUCAAGGAGCAAAAGGCCUUUGAGAAGAACAUCUUCAAUAAGACCCACCGGACAGAUAGUGAAAUCGCUCUCCUGGAGGGACUGACAGUCGUCUAUAAGAGCAGCAUUGACCUGUAUUUCUAUGUUAUUGGCAGCUCCCAUGAAAAUGAGCUGAUGUUAAUGGCCGUGCUCAAUUGCCUGUUUGACUCACUCAGCCAGAUGCUGCGGAAGAAUGUGGAGAAGCGGGUUUUGCUGGAAAACAUGGAGGGGCUUUUCCUGGCAGUGGAUGAGAUUGUGGAUGGGGGGGUGAUUCUUGAGAGUGACCCUCAGCAGGUGCUACACAGAGUUGCUGUGCGGGGAGAGGAUGUCCCUCUUACAGAGCAGACAGUCUCACAGGUGCUGCAGUCAGCCAAGGAACAGAUCAAGUGGUCCUUAUUGCGGUGAAGAGCAACGUGGAACCUCCCUUCCUGACCUACUGUAUCUCCAGCAACCAACUCAGUCCUCCUUGUCUGUCUUUGCACUGACCAAAAUAUAACAUGACCAUCGUU
Sphaerodactylus townsendi is the source of this 847-nucleotide messenger RNA. RefSeq names its product COPI coat complex subunit zeta 1 (gene COPZ1). Lineage: Eukaryota; Metazoa; Chordata; Lepidosauria; Squamata; Sphaerodactylidae. Gene Ontology annotation, cellular component: COPI vesicle coat. The coding region runs from base 210 to 743 and encodes 177 amino acids. The record is from RefSeq and is a predicted model, not a curated record. The transcript is spliced from 9 exons. Gene Ontology annotation, biological process: intracellular protein transport; retrograde vesicle-mediated transport, Golgi to endoplasmic reticulum; intra-Golgi vesicle-mediated transport.